AUGACAAUGUUUCAUACACGCACAUUUUUUCGAAUGAUGUUCUUUGGACUUGCCGUCUUUGGCUGUUUCCUAAGCAUCUAUCAAUCUCGAAAGACCAUUUCCCAGGCAACUGAAUUUGAUUUUCAAUCGUACUUGCGACAGGAAGUAAAUCAAUUUGUGACGUCAAACUUUUGCAAGGAGAUUCCUAAAAUAUCACAAGAUAACACUAACUAUGAUCUAUCACAAUAUAAAUAUGAAUGUCCUCAUCAUCGAUACACUACGCGUAUCAUUGAACGAAGUCCGUUGAUUGUAUAUAUUGAACAGUUUCUUACACAAAAUGAAAUUCAAUAUUUAAUUGAAUUGACAGAACCAUUCCUUAAACGUUCGACGGUUCUUGCAUCGGACGGAAAAUACUAUAUUAACGAUAAUCGAACGUCAAGAUCAGCUGAAAUCCGUCGUCAUCAAACACCUAUUGUCGAAUGUAUCGAACGACGAUUCGCACAGUUUCAAGGUGAUAUUGACGUUGAACAUAUGGAACCAUUACAAGUAGUGGAAUAUACAUCCGGAAAACAGGUUAAACCUCAUUACGAUUGGUUCUCACAACCUGAAAUUUUAAAAAAUGGUGGUCAACGAGUAACUUCAUUUUUCACCUAUCUUGAAGACAAUUGCUCUAUGGGUGAAACUGAAUUUCUUGAUAUUCGAUUCAAUAAAUCAUCACAUGAGCGAUUUUGUGAUAUAUUAAUUUGUGAUGAAAACUCGACCGAAUUUGGUAUUCGAUUUCGUCCAUUAGCCGGAAAUAGUGUCUUUUGGUAUAAUACGGAUGAAUAUGGAGAAGUUGAUUAUUUGACAUAUCAUGCUGGUCGUCCACCUGGUGAAAAUGGUCGUAAAAUUGGAUUGAAUACUUGGACACACAUAGACAAGUUUCCUUUACCGACAAAAAAAAUGAUUGAGAAAUAA
Molecule: messenger RNA, 936 nt
Organism: Adineta steineri
Lineage: Eukaryota; Metazoa; Rotifera; Eurotatoria; Adinetida; Adinetidae
Source: the annotation of a GenBank genome assembly